GGUCGAAAUUCAAAUUCAGCGGCUGAAACGGCAAAAGAAGUGGAGAAUGGGAUACGAAGUCGGUUCACGCCGCCACCAAGAAGGAAGUCAAGUUUCGCAGAUGACUGUUUUUGUGCUUUGAAAUUUGAAUCGGAUGAUGAAGAUCUGUGUGGGCCAAAUUUACAGGAAAACUUUAAGGAUACAGUGGUUUCCACAAAUGUAGAAUCGUCGCAGGCACAUAGCUUUAAAAGGAAAAGUGUGACGAGGAGUAUCACGGAAAAGAAGAGUGGCAGUGAAGCCGAAAGUGAUGUUGACUUAGAUGCGACAAUAUUUGAUUUCUAG
Molecule: messenger RNA, 321 nt
Organism: Gongylonema pulchrum
Lineage: Eukaryota; Metazoa; Nematoda; Chromadorea; Rhabditida; Gongylonematidae
Source: the annotation of a GenBank genome assembly